AUGGUGGCGGACCAGGGGAAGAAGGCGAAGCUCACUGAGAGAGCUCCGGGGGACGAGACUGAUCACAUUGAUACUGAGCUUGUCCUUAACAUUGAGAAGUUGCAGGAGUUUCAAGAUGACCUCGACAAGGUUAAUGAAGAAGAGGGUGACAAACUGAUGGAACUUGAACAAAAGUUUAAUGAGAUACGCAGGCCCGUCUAUUUGAAACGGAAUGAGAUAAUAAAAACCAUUCCCGACUUCUGGCUAACUUCUUUCAUGAGCCAUCCUGUGCUUUGUGAUAUUUUGACCGCAGAAGACCAGAAGAUCUUCAAGUAUUUAAAUUCUCUUGAUGUGGAGGACUUCAAAGAUGAUAAGACGUUAGGAUACUCUAUCACGUUUAAUUUUAAUGAGAAUCCUUAUUUUCAAGAUACAAAGCUGACUAAAACCUUUGCAUUCGUUGAUGAUGAGACAACUAAAGUUACUGGUACUACCAUCAAAUGGAAGGAGGGCAUGGGUUUUGCCAAUGGAGUUAAUGAUGAGAAAAAAGGAAACAAACGACCACAUGCUGAGCAGAGCUUCUUCAGUUGGUUUAAUGAAAGUGAACAGGACGAUAUGGUUGGAUUUCAUGAAGAGAUGGUAGAGAUAAUUAAGGACGACUUAUGGCCCAAUCCUCUCAAGUAUUUCAAUAAUGAGGCCGAUGAAGAGGAUUCUGAAGGUGAUGAAGAUAAUGAAAUGGAGAAUGGUGAGAAUGAUGAUGGAGAAGACGAUAAUGAGGGGGAUAGCUAA
This is a messenger RNA of Prunus armeniaca (apricot), 765 nucleotides long. The record is from the annotation of a GenBank genome assembly. Lineage: Eukaryota; Viridiplantae; Streptophyta; Magnoliopsida; Rosales; Rosaceae.